AUGGCCGAAACAUCCAAACCACAGAAAGAACUGUUCUUUCGCUCAUGUAAUGAAUCAUCCCCCACAACAGUUGUACUGAUCCAUGGCCUCUUUUCUUGCAACCUUGAAUGGGAGCACGUCGUACCAUUCCUCAGCGAUUAUCAUCUUAUAAUCCCCGAUCUUCCACAGCACUCAAAGUCGAAAGCAUCCGGUCCCUGGUCUCUUGAACUGGGAGCAGACUCUGUCGCGCAUCUUAUCCGAACGUAUGCCCACAAUGGCCGAGCGCAUGUCGUCGGUCUUUCGCUGGGAGGCUUCACAACAAUGGAGAUAGUCCGUCGACAUUCAGAUCUCGUCAUGUCAGCAUUCACCACCGGAGCUGCACCUUUCAUGCCCUGGCAGAGUUGGAUAGCUGAGCGACCCAGUCUUCUGCACUAUGGACUCAAGUUUGUUAUGUUUUCCGGCUUUUACACGUUUAGCGUCUGGAAGGCGGGUAUGAAAGACCACGCGCAGUUGAAGAAUGAGAUUGCUGGCAAUAACGAUUGGAACUUGGUCAAAGACGCUUACGAGGGUCUUUCGAAGUGGGGACAAGAGGCUGUAAAUGAUGUCGCUUCAAAAGAUAAACGAAUAUUGGCCAUUGCGGGAGACCAAGGCGACAAUAUUGAAGGGACAAAAGAGAUGACAGGAGUCUUCCGUUCAAAAGGGCGUGAUGAUGGAAGCAAGACCACGGCCUGUCUCAUAAAAGGAGCCAUACAUGGCUGGAAUCUUCAGUUUCCAGAGCUAUUCGCUGAUGGGAUCAAGGCUUGGGUCCAAGAAAAGCCUUUGCCUGAACAGUUCAUCAAUCUCCUGUGA
Fusarium pseudograminearum CS3096 is the source of this 828-nucleotide messenger RNA. RefSeq lists its product as uncharacterized. The coding region runs from base 1 to 828 and encodes 275 amino acids. The transcript has a single exon. The record is from RefSeq and is a predicted model, not a curated record. NCBI's taxonomy places the organism in Eukaryota, Fungi, Ascomycota, Sordariomycetes, Hypocreales, Nectriaceae.